Musa acuminata subsp. malaccensis (wild Malaysian banana) is the source of this 971-nucleotide messenger RNA. RefSeq names its product myb-related protein 308. The record is from RefSeq and is a predicted model, not a curated record. Lineage: Eukaryota; Viridiplantae; Streptophyta; Magnoliopsida; Zingiberales; Musaceae.
CUCUCUCUCUUCCCUUGUUCCACUCCUUCCUUUCCAACUCAGCCUUCUUUGUCUCUAUCUCUCUCUCUCUCUCUCUCUCUCCUCCUUUGCCUCUUCCUUCUCCCAUCUCAAGCUGCAGAUCACACGGAAGCCCCACUGGUUGUGCUGGUAUGGGCAGGUCUCCAUGCUGUGAGAAGGCACACACCAACAAAGGAGCAUGGACCAAGGAGGAAGACCAGAAGCUCAUCUCCUACAUCAAAGCCCAUGGCGAAGGUUGCUGGAGAUCACUCCCAAAAGCUGCAGGCUUGCUUCGGUGCGGGAAGAGCUGCAGGCUCAGGUGGAUCAACUACCUCCGGCCCGACCUCAAGCGCGGCAACUUCACAGAGGAGGAAGAUGAACUCAUCAUCAAGCUCCAUGGCCUGCUCGGAAACAAGUGGUCGCUGAUAGCGGGGAGAUUACCGGGGAGGACGGACAACGAGAUCAAGAACUACUGGAACACCCACAUCAAGCGGAAGCUCCUCAGCCGGGGCAUCGACCCCCAGACGCACGGCCCGAUCAACGGCGGCGCCACCGCUGCCUUCGCCGCCCCUCACCCAUCCGAGACCGCCGUCCCGAAAGCGUCAGCGACCGACUCCUGCGACGAGACCAACAGCAGCGGAGGCAGCCAGGACGACGACCCGGACGGCUACCUCGACCUCAACCUCGCCCUCUCCAUCAGUCUCCCCCACCGCUCCCCCAAGCGCUCCCGACCUUCGGAGCCUCUAACAUCCGCCGCAACAAGCAGCAGCCCUCAGGCCAUUUGUUUGUGUUGCCAUCUGGGUUUCCAGAGCGGCGAAGCUUGUAGCUGCCACACCACCCAAAACCCGCCGCAUGUACUGAGGGUAAUCAGACGCCUGGAAGAAGCUCAACACUAGUUGAGGUUGCAUUGUAACUCUGUGAUGAUACCUUCCCACUGUGUGGAAGUAUGUUUUGAGUUACUUUGAACUGCUGAA